CCUCUACUUUAGGAAAUCACAGUCUGAGCAACUAUGGGAAAAGAAGAUGACAAAAGCUGCUCCCGCCUCCCCUACUUCCCUAGGUACCAGUCUGGCUGGAGAGUAAUAACGGAGUAUCCUCCAACAGCGGCAUCUUCCGGACCAUGGCCCUCAUUCCGAGUUGUUCGCUCGCAAGGCGAUUUUAGCAGUAUUGCACACGCUAAGCCGCCGCCUACUGGGAGUGAAUCUUAGCAUCUUAAAAUUGCGAACGAUGUAUUCGCAAUAUUGCGAUUACACAUCUCGUAGCAGUUUCAGAGUAGCUUCAGACUUACUCGGCAUCUGCGAUCAGUUCAGUGCUUAUCGUUCCUGGUUUGACGUCACAAACACACCCAGCGUUCGCCCAGACACUCCUCCGUUUCUCCAGCCACUCCCGCGUUUUUUCCGGAAACGGUAGCGUUUUUUCCCACACGCCCAUAAAACGGCCUGUUUCCGCCCAGUAAGACCCAUUUCCUGUCAAUCACACUACGAUCGCCUGAGCAAAGAAAAAGCCGUGAGUAAAAAUCCAAACUUCAUAGCAAAUUUACUUGGCGCAGUCGCAGUGCGGACAUUGCGCAUGCGCACUAAGCGGAAAAACGCUGCGAUGCGAAGUAAUUUUCCGAGCGAACGACUCGGAAUGACCUCCAAUGUGAUCUCCUACAUGUGAAUUCUGACUGAAGACACUGACUGUCCAGGGAGGAUACAUUUCUUCAGAAGUUUCCUGUUGCAGAGAACCCCCUAUAUAGCUGCUGCGUGAAUCACCAUGAAGCUCCUCCUGUACGUGGCUCUUCUCUUCUCACCAGUCGCUGCUUCCCACUGUGCAUUCAGCAGUCAGUGUCUGGUGAGUUCUGCCCCUGUAUGAUGCUGACAGAAGAGAUGGAUCACCAUGUACAAAAGACUGGGCGGAGUGAGGUCAUCAAGCGCUUCAUCCGUGAUGUCACUGAAAGGACCUACAAUAGCACGGCAUACAACCUCACUGCUGCGUGAAUCACCAUGAAGCUCCUCCUGUACGUGGCUCUUCUCUUCUCACCAGUCGCUGCUUCCCACUGUGCAUUCAGCAGUCAGUGUCUGGUGAGUUCUGCCCCUGUAUGAUGCUGACAGAAGAGAUGGAUCACCAUGUACAAAAGACUGGGCGGAGUGAGGUCAUCAAGCGCUUCAUCCGUGAUGUCACUGAAAGGACCUACAAUAGCACGGCAUACAACCUCACUGCUGCGUGAAUCACCAUGAAGCUCCUCCUGUACGUGGCUCUUCUCUUCUCACCAGUCGCUGCUUCCCACUGUGCAUUCAGCAGUCAGCUGCUGCGUGAAUCACCAUGGAGCUCCUCCUGUACGUGGCUCUUCUCUUCUCACCAGUCGCUGCUUCCCACUGUGCAUUCAGCAGUCAGGGCAGAGCAGACUGCAGCCAGAAAGGACUUACUCACAUCCCACAUACAGUCCCUCCAAACCUCCAGUCCCUGGACCUAUCUGCUAACUCCAUCCAGUUCUUACAACCGCUCCCUGGGAGAUUUUCAGGUUUACUCCACCUCAACUUAUCCGGUAACCCCCUGCACCACCUUCCAGCAGGGGCCUUCAAGAACUUAAUCCGUCUGAGAACCUUGGACCUGGGCAACUGUGGUAUCUAUAAACUACAUCACGAUGUCUUUGAGGGGCUAGUCCUUCUUCAGACACUGAUCUUGCGCAAUAACAGCAUAACCGCCAUUGAUGUCCGGAAUCUUAAGUCACUGACCAAACUGGAUGUGAGGGACACCCCAUUGGCAUCAGCCCAUCCGCAUAGACAGCCAAGCAGAGAUGACCUCCUCUAUCAAAUGGGCAGCCGGGGGUUCUGUGACUGCUCUUCAAUGAGGCGGCUCCAUAGAUCCAGUGAACAAGUGUCUGGUGAGUUCUGCCCCUGUAUGAUGCUGACAGAAGAGAUGGAUCACCAUGUACAAAAGACUGGGCGGAGUGAGGUCAUCAAGCGCUUCAUCCGUGAUGUCACUGAAAGCACCUACAACAGCACGGCAUACAACCUCACUACUCCCUUGGCAACCACAGAGGUGUCACACGGCAGAAGUUGGCCUUAUCUGGUGGGAUUUGUGGUGAUUGCCGCCUGCCUGUCUCUCCUUAUCGCUCUUGCUGCUAAGUGCAAGGUCUUCCACCGGUAUUUCCGCAGUUACCGGCAUCGUCCCUUGCCAGACAAUGAGUGGAUAAAUGAGUCCGAAGGUGACCUGCCUGGGGUACCUCUCCCACCACAGGAAGACGAGGAUGGCUUUAUAGAGGACAAUUAUAUCCAGCCAGGGGACCGCCAUGAAGAGCUGGAUGAGGAGGACAUUAGUAUUGCAUCCAAUGAAUUGCAAGACAUGGCUCGCUGAAACUCGGAACUUCCAUCUACAACAGCACUUUAAGGUCAUUUGCUUCCUACAGACCGUUGUGAGUCAGGGAACGUGUUAUACUGACCAUCUUCUGACGAUCGUUGAUGGUCUUAUCUCACAACACAAGCACUGAUACAGUUUGGCCACCUAUAAAGAUGAUGGCUCUGA
Messenger RNA from Pseudophryne corroboree (corroboree frog), 2530 nucleotides. RefSeq names its product chromosome 9 C1orf210 homolog (gene C9H1orf210). NCBI's taxonomy places the organism in Eukaryota, Metazoa, Chordata, Amphibia, Anura, Myobatrachidae. Gene Ontology annotation, molecular function: protein binding. The record is from RefSeq and is a predicted model, not a curated record. Bases 1328 to 2362 code for a protein of 344 amino acids. The transcript is spliced from 11 exons.